Medicago truncatula (barrel medic) is the source of this 1685-nucleotide messenger RNA. Its product is annotated as probable inactive patatin-like protein 9. The record is from RefSeq and is a predicted model, not a curated record. Gene Ontology annotation, biological process: lipid metabolic process. Lineage: Eukaryota; Viridiplantae; Streptophyta; Magnoliopsida; Fabales; Fabaceae. The transcript has 2 exons. The coding region runs from base 297 to 1439 and encodes 380 amino acids.
ACUCUAUAUAACUACACCCAUUCCCAAACGCACCUUUCAGUCUGAUAGUUUUAACUCUCACCAACUCUGUUCAGAAAGAACAGAGAAUCAAAGAGAUACCGUACAAAACAAAACUCACACACACCCUUCAAUUCAUUUCCACCAUUUAUUCCUCUCAUCACCAAACCGUGACACACUCUUUCCUUUCUCACCUUCCACUCCUUUUUUCACACUCUUCACCAUUACUACAACACACCUGCAACUAUAUUCAUUCAUAACUUCAUAUAUUCUAAUUUUCAUUGUGAAACUCACUAAAAAUGGAUCUCACUAAAGUCACACUAGACAUCUUCUCCAAACUCGAACACAAAUGGCUUUCUCAUUGCAAAGAAGAAACAACCACCAAAACUCGCAUUCUCAGCAUUGACGGCGGAGGAACAACCGCCAUUGUAGCCGGCGCUGCUUUAAUCCAUCUCGAAGAUCAGAUCCGUCUUCAAACCUCUGAUCCUCACGCUCACGUCGUUGAUUUCUUCGACAUUGUCGCUGGUACCGGAAUUGGCGCUAUCCUCGCUGCAAUGAUCACUGCAGCCGAUGCAUUCGGAAGACCAAUGUAUACAGCUAGAGAAUCCGUUCGUAUUAUCACAGAGAAAAACUCUCAACUCUACAAACGCAAAUCAACCGGAGUAUUUCGUCGCCGGUGCCGAAGAUUCUCUUCAAAGAACAUGGAUAACGUGUUGAAAGAAGUGUUCGUCAGAAAACAAGAUUCACGGUUGUUGACUUUAAAGGACACGUGUAAACCAUUGCUUAUACCUUGCUUUGACCUCAAGAGUUCAGCUCCAUUCGUUUUUUCACGAGCCGACGCAACGGAAUCUCCUAGCUUCAACUUCGAACUCUGGAAAGUAUGCCGCGCCACGUCAGCAACACCUAACCAUUUCAAACCUUUUGAAUUCACUUCCGUCGAUGGAAAAACCUCUUGCUCCGCCGUAGACGGUGGUUUAGUCAUGAACAAUCCUACCGCCGCCGCAGUCACGCAUGUUCUACACAACAAACGUGAUUUUCCAACGGUGAACGGCGUGGAGGAUCUUUUGGUUCUUUCAUUGGGAAACGGAUCGUCGAAUUCGAAGACACGUGAGAACGAAAACCGCACGUGCUCAACGCCGUUAAUGGUUGACAUUGUUCUUGACGGCGUUUCCGAGACGAUUGACCAAAUGCUUGGAAACGCAUUCUGUUGGAAUCGUACGGAUUACGUCAGAAUUCAGGCGUUUGGUUUGGGAAGUGAAGAGGAAGUGUUGAAGGAAAGAGGAUUGGAGUCGUUACCGUUUGGAGGGAAACGGUUAUUGACGGAGACUAACGGAAAUAGAAUCGGAAGCUUCGUGCAACGUCUUGUUGCUAAUGGAAAGCCAAGUCCACCUUUCAGUCCUUGCAAGGAUUCAGUUGUUACAUCUCUCGCUAAUGGACGCUAGUUUUUGUCUUCGUUUAAUUUCUCUGUUUUUUUUAGUAGUUUUGUUCUAACGCUGUAGAACUGUAACCAGUUUUUUUACCUAGCAAUGCCAGUUGUCCAAAGUUAAUGUUUUAGCAUUUUAGCUUCUAGUCUAUUGUUUUCUUUUCUUAGGGGGCUCCAAAUCAGAUUUUCUGUCUAAACAAAUUGGAAUUCGGUUUCUAUGCAGCCACACAGUCGAUAAUUUUGAGCGUGUUCGAUUAAGAUUGAA